Messenger RNA from Morone saxatilis (striped sea-bass), 3840 nucleotides. RefSeq names its product leucine rich repeat containing 3B (gene lrrc3b). Bases 144 to 926 code for a protein of 260 amino acids. Lineage: Eukaryota; Metazoa; Chordata; Actinopteri; Moronidae. The transcript has a single exon. Gene Ontology annotation, molecular function: protein binding. The record is from RefSeq and is a predicted model, not a curated record.
UCAAGGCAGCAUGAUAACAUCUGUUCACACUCCAGUAUCUCCAGCGGAAGGACAGUAAGGACCAGUCGCCACUAUGCGAUGAGUGUAAGGGACCAGUGGCGGUGUUGUGGCCCCAGGCGGGAUGCUGCUGACGGCCGGUCAGUAUGACUCUGCUGGACUUGUGGCUGUCGCGCUCCAUCCCCAUGUGCCUGCUCCUUCAGAGCCUUGUCCUCAUGGCCCUUUGCUUCCCCUCGGCCAGCAUGUGUCCAAAGGGCUGCAUCUGCCUACGCGACCCCCACCUACAUGGCCUCAACGUUACCUGCAGUCAGUCCCGCCUCAAGGAGAUCCCCCCCAGCCUCCCGGCCGACACUGUCCUUCUGAGGCUGGACCACAACCAGAUAGGCGCCGUUCCCGAUCAAGCCUUCCAUGGACUCAGGCUUUUGAGGGAGCUCAACCUUUCAUACAAUGCAGUGGAGACUUUAGGGGAAGGUGCCUUCAGUGGCAUAGAGGCAACGUUACAGGUGCUGGACCUCUCCCACAAUCGCAUCACUAGCGUACACAAGGAUGCCUUCGCUCGGCUCAAGGCCCGCGUCAUUGUGGACGAUAACCCCUGGCAUUGUGACUGCGCCCUCCAGCAGGCCAUCGGCGGAAUGGCUCACAACCACGAGGCCGCCGCUCGGGUCCUCUGCAGGAGCUCGGCACUCCGUGACCAGGAGGGACGACCUUUCUUGGCAGUGGAAACAGACCUCUGUAACCUGGCCAAAAGGACCACAGACUACGCCAUGCUGGUGACCAUGUUCGGUUGGUUCGCCAUGGUCAUUUCAUAUGUGGUAUAUUAUGUCCGUCAGAACCAGGAGGAUGCCCGACGACAUCUGGAGUACCUCAAGUCACUCCCCAGCAAGCCCAAGAAACCUGACGAGGCCGACGACAUAAGCACUGUUGUCUGACAGCAGUAUCAAUGUGACUGUAUCCCACAAAACCUGAUGAACACCAAAAUGUUUAUGUAACAGGACCCACAUUUAUAGUGUUUACUAAUUCAAACUUUUAGGUGAUGUGAGCAUCAAAUCUGCUGAGAAAUCUUUGUAUUUUAGAAAUUUUGUCGUAUGUCCUUACUAGGGUUUGUUCAUGACUGAUCUAAAAUGAGAUGAGAAGGGAGGCCACAGAGUCUAAUGGUUCAACACCAACAUUGUCUUUUCUACAAAAAAUUGCAUAUGGAGUUUUGAAGGUUUUGAAUCUCAGGUUUAAAUAUUGACAUGAUAAUGGCUUUUUUUAGGUUAAAAUUUGGAAUAUCUGAUAAAAAAGAAAUAUAUUUGUAAGACGUGACACCCUAAACUUCAUUUCUGAGAGCCCUCAUUUUGGCAUCUCAAAGCCCACGAUAAAAUGUACAUCGAGUUUUGCAACUCUUGCUAAACCAACUGCAUCUUCAUACCCCUUUAGUUUAAAUGUAAAUUAAAAAAUCUAGUCAACAUUUCUGAAUCCAUGGCCUACUUAUGGAGACUAUUUAAUCUAUACAGUGUGUGAUAUUUUAGACCAUUGCAGAUGGGAGGUAUUUGUCAUAUCUUCCUGCUUGCCUUUAGCUGUGGUGUUGUGUUUUUAUACAAAAAAAAAUCACAAUUAAGACAUAUUUGAUAGGGAUGGGUAGGCAAGAUUUCACUGAAAUAUUUAAUUAACCAUGUCACAUCGCGGCUAUGGAGAACAUUGGAAUCUACGGAAGUCGAUUUCUGUCAAGAAAAGUAAUGAAUGAUUAAUGUUAAGAAUGAUUAAUGGUUAAAUUGUUAAAAUGAACAUAUAAAGUUACUAAAAAAUAUUAACGUUUUAAGACAAAAUUAAAAGAUGCUAACUUGUCAUUGUUACCGGCACCUACAUAUUCUAUCAUAUACUAUCACCAUUACGCACCAAGUUAAAUUAGCUUAGAACCAGUGGUUCUACCAUACAACCAACCAUGGUUCAGGGUCACAGUUCUGGCAAGGUAAUAGCAAAAAAGCCACGAAAACUAAUAAAGUAUGUACAACAGCUGUUAUUAAAAUCACAGAUUAAUUUAGAUUAGCUCGGUGUGAAUUUAAUUUAAUGUUUGGCACACUGAGACAGAUGUUGAGGUGGAAACAAGUGUUAACAAAAUGACUAGUAUUAAUUACUGUAGUGAAUCUAUAGUGAAGUCAGUAUAGCCUAGUGUCUCAAAAUAAUGACUAACUAUCUCAUAAUUUUAAAAAAUAACUUUUUCCAGGCAGAAAUGGGCAUCCAUAGAUCCUGUUUGGUCAGACGGUGUGCAUUAUUUUCACAUAACCACACUCCUCUGACACAAUGUUCUCAUUGAAUUCAUGAAUUAAUUCUCAUAGCCUGAUUUCAGUUCUUACGAGGCUACAGCUUCUCCUUGUUGGAGUAGGGAAGUAUUGUUCGUUACAUGAUAGGCAAAAAAGGUGCAGAUACAAGUUUCCAUUUAAAGAAUGUACUGCCCCAAAAUAAAGCAAAAACAAAAACGUACAUUUUAAUUGUAGCAAGUGCUCCAUGGUGUAAGCAGGAUAAUCCAAUCCAACUUGUAUAGCUAUUAAACAAUAAUGCACUCUGUGGAGGCAAAUGUGGGUGCAAUCAGCCCACAGCAUGCAUUAUUCUUAAAUGACCGCAUUGUGUAUUAUUUGUUAUAUACAACAAUACAAUAAUCAUAAUGCUAAUCCUAAUGAGAGUUUUGGUUUACACUUGGGAAUAAGGCUUUUAAGCUGAAAUGGUAUGAGAAGUUUGUGGUUCCUGCAUAACACUGAUAACACUGCUAUUCCAAAACUACAUUCAUCUCAAUACAAGUCUGCUCAGUUUCUCGUAAUCAUAAUGAGAUUAUUUUCAUGUUAAAAUAUUUUAGCUAUUUAGAUAUUUUUAUGUGAUAAUGACAUUGUUUCUUGUUAUUACUGCAUACAGAAUUAUUCGGUUUUACAAGAAACCUAUACUUAUUUUGUCAUAUCAAGGAACAUUUUCAUUAUUUCAUGAUAAUGAUAUAUUUCAUGAAAACAAUUAACAACAUACCAACUCUGCUCAUUAUAUAACCAUCUUUAUAAUAUUAUAAGAAAGAAGAUACAGUCAGUGUCUGAAAAGAAAACACUAGCCUACAUUAGUUCAUUGCUUAAUAUUUAAAUAACAUGUAGCUACACAGCCAACUUGGUCACCUUGGUCAUAUCUUUGUACACCUGAGUGGCCUGCGGUUAAUACCAUGCACUCACUAAUUACGCUUUACAAGCAAUCGCAAUGGACAUUUUUCACCCGAAAUUUUGUUUAAAAAAAUUGACGUCUUUUUAGUUUAUUUUUAUUUACAAAUUAUUAUCCUAAAAGACUAGAACUGAUCAUCAAUCAAAAAAUAAUAAAGUAAAGACAGUUUAAAGGUUCAUGUGUAUAUUGUCAUAGUAAUUUUAUUUUAAAGAUUUGGUACAUAGUAAUAACAUGAAAAUAUCUUUUUAUAACAAGAUGUUUUGAUAUGAUAAACUGAGCAAACAGUUUUUGUUAUGGCGGCGGCAACAACCUGCCAUUCAAACAGCACACGUCAGACAGUGAGUCAUUGCUAUAAACAACUCUGUCACUAUCCACAAAUAUAUUUCAGCCAUUAUGUGCUAACAGUUUAAUAAAGAUACAUGCCUGUAAACUUUUCAGAGGUUGACCUGGCAUGCAAAACAUCCAUUAACAACCUAGCAAAAUUGUAGAUAUUUUAGUGGAUAUAUGUCAAUUAUAUGUAAUACCAGUACCAAGAUUAAUGUUCAUUUAUAUUAGAUUAAUUUGUCUGCAUUGCAAUGACAAACUUUUGAUCUAACCUUUUAAAUGUUAUCAAAAUGAAUGUUACAUUUAUCAAAUGAUUAUUAUAUUAUAUUAUUAAUAACUAUGUAA